UACAGGAGAACAGUGGCUGACUUGAAGAGUUGUCCUCAUCUUGGGGUGACUACAGUGUGAUUUUCUUUCCCAGAGAUUCCAGCAGUAAUGAGACCUCAAAAGAAGCCAAAGAUGCCUUUGGGAAACUGGGUCAAUAUAAUACCCAGACACUCAGGAGAAGUAUUUGAGGGUCUGAGUGUCCCAGGGGGACAUUCUGGCUCUCAGGAACUCAGAGAAAGGGGACGGUAAGGAAGGUAUUAGCUCUACUCUGCAUUUCUCUGAACCCUCUUCCCUGUGUUUUCCUACAGAGGUUCCUGAUUGCUCCUUCUGCGAGAGAUUUUCUGUUUCGUAGCAUGGCGUGCCCCAACUCAUGCUUGAUCCUGAGCAUGUGCUUGAUGUUCCUGUCUCUGAGCCAAGGUGAGCUCUUUCCACUAUGUCUUCCAACCCUCAAACCCUCACCCCUUCCACACGCACACUGGUCCACAUGCCAAAAGGCAGCUUAAACAGAAGGGAUUUUUAGUGUUGUUUGUUGUUGGUUAUUAUUGCUCUAAUCCCAUUAAUAUAUAUCCUCAUCUCGCAGAGUUUGAGGGGGUAUUUAAAAUUAUUCUUUGUCCUUAAAAUCUAAGGUUGAAAGUAUUCAUGUAAUUAAAUCUAGGCUUCCUUCCAGGUUUAGGGAGGGGAGUACACAGGUCAGUAAUCUGAUGGAGAACUGAGGAGAGUUUUGUGUGCAUGAGAAACCAAAGGAAGCUUGAGAAAGGCAGAAGCUUGAGCCUUAAAAGAUGGGGAAGGGCCCAGAAAGGGGAAGAGAAACAUGGAACAAAUUUCACUUCCUAAUUUAUUGGGUGGGCUCAUCUCAAACAAAGGAAGCAUAAGAAAGAAGAGCAAAGUGGCAGGAAGGCAGAAGUAAGCAAUCAUUCCAUGUCCAUCCUGCAUCUGUAUGGUCUUAUAAUGGAAUUUCAUUGGCUGCUGCCUCAUCUUCCAGUCUUCCCCCUGUCUGUGACUCUCUUCAACUGUCCUUUCUCAGGCAAGGAGGCCCAGAUGGAGAAGUCAUCUGUCCGGAUCAGCUGCCCAGAAGGUGCUAAUGCCUAUGGCUCCUACUGCUACUAUUUUAACGAAGACCGUGAGACCUGGACUGAUGCAGAUGUGCGUGAGAGGAGCAGUAUGGAAACGCUUCUGGAUGGCACGUGGGCAUACAAGCAACUGUUACUUUCCAGUGCCCUCAGUGGUUUCAGCAAGACGGGCUUUAUUGCCUUCUCAUCCUAUAAUGAGGAGGCCCUUCCCUUCCACGUUGUUCUUUCAUUCUGCACAAUCACAGCACAGAUCAUAGUAGUUAGCGACAGUCUCUUCAGGAAUCUUCCCUUAGCUGUCCACUUCUUAACCCAAUCAAUGGAGAUAUUGGUAUAUCCUUCUGACUACCUCAUCCAUUCAGUACUGAUAUUUUCUUUUCCCCUGGGCAGCUCUUCUGCCAGAACAUGCAUUCAGGACAUCUGGUGUCUAUGAUCAACCAGGCUGAGGCCACUUUUGUUGCUUCCCUGAUCAAGGAGAGCAGGGCUGAUGACCCCUAUGUCUGGGUUGGCCUCCAUGACCCCAAAAAGAAUCGCCGCUGGCACUGGAGCAGUGGAUCCCUGGUCUCCUACAAAGCCUGGGCUAUUGGAGCCCCAAGCAAAGCCAACCCUGGCUACUGUGUGAGCCUGACUUCUAACUCAGGAUUCCAGAAAUGGAAGGAUGAGAACUGUGAUGCGCAGUUCUCCUUUGUCUGCAAGUUCAAAAACUAGAGGCUGCUGGAAAGGGAAGUCUAGAACUGUCCCCGUAAUUAUUAUGGAGUCAAAAAUCAAACUGGAGCAUCUUUCCAUCUCCAGACUGAAUCCUUUCCACUUCUUGCUGAAUUUCAAUCUCUACUCUCAAGACCUACACCCACCCCAGUCCCUGGAGUACUAAACAAUGAGAAUAAACAUGUUUCCGUAUUGUUCUGUCUCCUGCAUUCAUUAUUUGUCUGAGCAUUUGGGGUGGGAAUGAUUGUACAGUUUUGGAGCCUGUAUGGCCCUGCCACUUUUAAAGACUCCAUCUACACGUCAUGCAUGUUGGACUCCAGGAUUUAUGAACAUGCGGUGCACUUACUAUUGACAAGUUAAGAAGAUAUAGACUUCACCUCCAAUCCAAAUAUUCACAUGGAACCAAUGUGAGUUACAGAAAUUAUUAGAUCAUUGGUGUUGAGAUGGGUGGGUGUUUGAUACUCUGGAGGGUUUCACAUAUCUGAGAUCUGAAAAGGGCGUAUGUACUCAGUCAUGCAAUUGGAAGCAAUGGUUGGGAAGUGUUAGUUUAGGGAGCUUUGUCUUGUCUGGGGUACUGAGUAGAUGAAUGGAGGAGUGAUUAGAGGCUUAGAGGCCAGCAAACUCAUUAUGUGGCAUUCUUUGAAUAAAUAAAUAAAUAAUAAAUUAAAAUCAAUAAGAUAUACAAGCAUAAACUGCAACUAUCAUAGAGCUUUAUUUACCUAAGUCAAGUAAAUUACCACAUGUAUUACGUGUUCCAUAUUUUUUCAUUCGUACCAAGGUCAAUCCUUCAGUCAUCUGUAUUCAGGACUUAGAGUGAUGGUGGACGUCGUGGUGGAGGAAGCUGGUUUGAUAUUCAUUCUGAAGGGACCUAGGAAAUAUUACAUAACACUUUGUUCUCAGUUUUCUCAUCUGUAAAAUGUGGAUAAUAAUAAUAGUGUCUCACGGAAUAAUGAGGAUGAAACUAGUUAAGGCCAAAAAAGCAUGUAUUUCACUUUGUGGCACUUACUGUUACAGAUGUGUAUUUGCCAAACAAAAUAUCAAUUAAUGUUUUGUGUUUUCCAAUUUUAUACGAAUGGAACCAUACUGUAGGUUUUAUUUUCAGCUUUUUAUUCGUCCUUAACAUUUGGUUUUUCAAUUCCUCUGUUUUUAUGCCAUUCUGACUCAUUUCCACCAACAUGUAGUAUUUUAUUUGAGAAUAAUCAAUUCUGCUAUCAGUGAUAAGAGAAACAAAUGAAAUUGAUGAAGCUAACACAAAAAACACUGUAAAGUAAACAAGUAACUUGUGAGAUGCAGAUGGAACUCACAGGAUAGUUUUACUACAGAAAAUAAGCAAGUAGCUGUGAGACAUCUGCAGAAUGCCUAACAUGUUAAACAUAGACAGAAAACAUGUUAUAAACCCACACAUGAAGGAUCCCAAAACACCCACUGCCGUCGACGAGAUAAAUGGAAUAUACUAUAGAACAAAGAGCCUCAUAUAGAUGCAUCAGGUGUUUUCUUUGCCUUGCAGAUUUUUCCAUGUAUUUACUUUCUGUGUGCUCAUGAUUUGUUUGUCUCUUAUUAAUAACUUACAGAUAGAUUAUGUUGUGGUAAUCCAGUAUGAAAAUUGUUAUAACUGGAAGAUUUUAUUUCUUUAUUAUUAUAAAUGAUACAAAUGAAUAUAAGGAAUGUAGCUGAUACAAAUGAGUAAUAUAAAUGAAUGAAUGGAUACAAAUGAUACAAAUUCCUUAUCAUCAUAUUUGUGUUCUUUUAAUUGGUUCCCCCUUUUCUUUUUGGUUUUUCCAAAUUCUUACUUUCAUUUGGAUAUAUUAAAUUUUGUCUGACUCAUUCCAUUUUUUCUGUCUAUGAGAUAGUAAG
Loxodonta africana (African savanna elephant) is the source of this 3605-nucleotide messenger RNA. It is a transcript of the gene REG1A, whose product is annotated as regenerating family member 1 alpha. Bases 1452 to 1754 code for a protein of 100 amino acids. Gene Ontology annotation, molecular function: oligosaccharide binding; signaling receptor activity; peptidoglycan binding. Lineage: Eukaryota; Metazoa; Chordata; Mammalia; Proboscidea; Elephantidae. The record is from RefSeq and is a predicted model, not a curated record. Gene Ontology annotation, biological process: venom-mediated disruption of cell wall in another organism; positive regulation of cell population proliferation; response to peptide hormone. The transcript is spliced from 3 exons.